This is a messenger RNA of Penicillium oxalicum, 1056 nucleotides long. Its product is annotated as zinc-dependent alcohol dehydrogenase. The coding region runs from base 1 to 1056 and encodes 351 amino acids. Gene Ontology annotation, molecular function: oxidoreductase activity. The record is from RefSeq and is a predicted model, not a curated record. NCBI's taxonomy places the organism in Eukaryota, Fungi, Ascomycota, Eurotiomycetes, Eurotiales, Aspergillaceae. The transcript has 9 exons.
AUGGUCAUCCCAUCUACUCAAAUUGCAGCAGCCAUCCCGCCUUCGGGACCGGAUGGAUCUCUGACGGUCCACAUCAGUAAGACGCAUCCGGUGCCGAAGCCGGGUGAUGGUGAAGUUCUGGUCAAAUUGGAGUACUCGGGGGUGUGUCACAGUGAUGUUCACAGCAUUCGUGGGGACACUCCCAUGUUGACUGAUGUUGCGGGUCAUGAGGGGGUGGGGAAGAUUGUAUCGGUCGGCUCUAAUUUGGACGAGAAAGAAUGGUUGGGACAUCGGGUGGGCAUCAGAUGGCUCUAUAGCUCCUGUCUCAAAUGCGAGAUCUGUGAGAUCAACCACACAUCUUGUCCUUACCAGAAGAAUGCCGGAGCGAAUGUUCCCGGGACUUUUCAGCAAUACCUCGUCAGUCCAGCAAUUCAUGCUACAAAGAUUCCGCCGGAAUUGGCUCCUGACACAGCGGCUCCUUUGCUAUGCGCCGGUAUUGCCAUGUAUUCCUCGAUCAAGAAAACCAAAACACGCCCAGGCGACUCAAUCGUCAUUCUCGGAGCAGGAGGAGGCUUGGGACACAUGGGUGUUCAAAUUGCAGCAAAAAAGGGACUCAAGGUCCUCGCCAUCGACAGAGGAGAAAAUAAACGAAAGCUCUGUCUUGAGCUCGGCGCCGCCGAAUUCUUCGAUUUUACCCAAGUCGAUAUUGUCGAGGCCGUCAAAGCAGCCACUCGCGAUCUAGGUGCUCACGCCGUGAUCUGCACGGCUAAUGGUGAAAAAGCGUAUGAGCAAAGUAUGCAAAUGCUGCGUCGUCUGGGUACGCUCGUCUGUGUGGGGAUUCCAAAUACCCCGUUCAGGUUGCCUGCUACGCCUUUUGAUAUGAUUGUGAAAGGUCUCACGAUUGUGGGGAAUUCCGCCGGAAGCAAAGCGGAAAUGGAUGAAUUAAUGGAACUGGCGGUGGCGGGCGAUAUUCAGGCGCGAGUGGAGGUGUACGAUCUGGUCGAGAUUGUGGACGUUUUGAAGCGUCUGGAGAAUUCGGAAAUUGAAGGGCGUGUGGUCUUGAGGAUUCCCGAAUAG